GUCGAGUCGCCCGCACGUAUGGCGCGCUAUGGAACGCGCGGGCAAAUUUCGAUUUUUUUUAAGCAUAAAUAUUAUUGAAUAUACAAGUUUUCGGUACACAUACAAGUCAAUUAUGUAAACAUAUCAUUAAACAUAAGCGAUAGAUGAAUAACGAAAAUGACACGGGAAUGGAUGAACACUUUCUACGAGUGCCAAGAAUGGGGGUGAUCCUAUCGAUGCUUGGACUAUGGGGGCUGCGGUGUCCGGUGCUGGGACUGUGGGGGUCGCGGAGUCCGAUGGAAGGACUGUGGGGGUCGCGGAGUUCGAUACGGGGACUGUGGAGGUUGUGGGGACUGUGGGGAGUGGGGCUGGGGCUGAUGAUGCUGGCGGUGGUGGAGGGGAGCGAGUUUCCUGAGCGGGAGUGCUGUGAUCCUGUGUAUCCACCGAAUACAGCGACCACGGCGGCGGCGCCGGUCACCCAUCCUGUCAGCAAGGUUUCAGGUCCAGGGCUGAAGGGCACGAUGACGAUUCUGAACUGCCUGAUGGCGCGGCAGCUGUGCUUCGAGGAUGCCUCCUGCUCCGCCAUCCUCGAGAUCAUACCGCGCGUCUGUGGAUCUGAACUUGUUGCCUGCUCGACCGUGACCGUGACGAAAUGCCAAGCCGCCCUCCGCACUCUCCAAGCGUUCCCGUUCUUCAAGCCGACCUGCCUCUGUCGCGAGCCGAACGUCGAUCCUGAAUGUAACUCCUUCCGAGACUUCCUCUUCGACCAUCCCUGCGUCUUCGUCAUGAAGAAAGAGAAAGACCCGUAUCCCGUGGAAACCCUGCCGACAUGCACCUACGCGCUGAGCGUGUGCCACAACGAGAAAGCCUGCUCCGUGCUGUUCGACCGGUUCAAGAACGCCUGCAAGGUCCGCGACGGAGAGUGCCGUAUGGAGGACAGGGAGUCCUGCCGCGAGGCCUGGGCCGGGCUGCGCCUGUCCCCGCUGUUCGGCUGCAUCUGCCCCAACACCCACAUGAAGAAACGCUGCGACCGCAUCUUCGCCGUCGUCAACCAUAACCCCUGCGUCGUAAAGCUGAUGUCCGACGGCCGGACGAAUCGGACCGCGUCGGGUGCGACGUCCUGGAUCGGCGGUAUGUCAAUAGCGCAGGACGUGAACCUUAUUGCCCCGGACAAAAUUAUGGGCCACGUGCACCGAUACUCGAGCCCGCACUUCAACCCCCGCGGCCAUCAUUAUCACCGCUGGAGCCCGGACCCCGGCAGCGAGGAUCCCCAGUACGCCACCAAAACCGUCUACGGCCCCGGAUACAUUGAUGACCACCAGAGGAUUGGGAAAGAGAGUAAGGCAGGUCAUGAGAAGGUGGCGCUGCAGUCGACUUGCCACGUAGCUUUGGACUCGUGCAUCAAGAACGGGGACUGCAUGGCUUCGCUGACGCCGGUGCUGCAGCGGUGCCACGCGACCGAGUGCGACAGAGAGGGGUGUAUGGCGGCGCUCAGAGGGUUCUACCGGAAGCCCAACGUGCCAUGGAAUACGGAGAUCGCGUUCUGUUUGUGCAAGAAAACGGACAACAAGGAAGACUCGUGUAUGAACGCUCAGGAGCGGCUUCAUCCGUCGUGCGCCCAGCGCCCACCGGUGGGCUCCCAGCUGCCCGCCUGCCACACUCUCGCCCACGCCUGCCGAGAGGAACCCGAGUGCAGGAUUCGUCUGGAGAACUACGAGCAAUGGUGCGCCGUGGACGCUGUCACCCAGGGCUGCGCGGGCUCCCCCGCCGCGUGUAGGGCUGCCGUGGUGGCUGUACUGGGAACCCAGCUGCGAGCAGCCUGCGCCUGUCGAGGGACAGACUUCGCCCAGCUGUACGACUGCCUCGGCUGGCAGAGGCUGCUGUGGCUGAAUCCUUGUGUCGUGGAAUCCCAAAGCGACUACCAUAUCAAGACGUACGGUGCCCUGCUCACCACGACGCCGUUUGACACCGGCGUGAGAUACAUCACCACCGCGCCUGAAGUCCGCACCACCCACCACCGGCACACCACGCAGCACGGGACCUCGGUUGACGUUAGCCAUGAGAAUCAAGAACUGAGCCCCAUCACCACUAUGUCCGAGCAGACCGUCGAGCCGAACGAAGUAGCGCAGAUCCUGGAACCGAUCGUCGAAGCGACACCCGAGACGACGGUCCCGACUACUACGACGACGACGACGACGACGACGACAACCACGACGACUACGACGACGACAACGCCCCGUCCGACGACAACCAUGGAGCCGACGAAGUAUUGCAUCGUCAAGAAACCGGAGAGCGACGAUCAGGCGCAGUACAUCAAAAUGGGGGAGACUCGACGACUGUACCGUUCAGCCGAGCUAGCCGAGUGUACGGAUCUAUGCGUAUGCGAGGCGGCACUGCAGGUGUCAUGCAAGGUGGCGUGCGUGCCCCGCGCUCCUUGCUCCUCCCGCCUGGCGCAUUACUCCCACGCGGCUCCCGCAUACCAGGCGUAUAGAGGACGGUGCUACUGUUACUCCGGCUCGUUUAUAUGCAUGCGACCUAACCCUGGGGAAUACAAGCUCCCCGAAGGUGUGUACUUGCUGCUCGGGUUCAGCGCGGUGGAUGAGGCUCUACUGAGGCCGCAUACCGGUCUUGGGGCAGAGGACGUGGUGCGGCUACUGCAGCAGUACCUGACUACUGUUGAUCGCGGAGACAACAACUGCACUCUGACUCUGUUCAACAUCAGUAACGAGAACGUGAUAAUAUCCGCCAGCGUGCCGCCCAAGGAGCAGGAGGCGCUCAAGGAGGCGGGAGAGGGGUUGCUAGAUAAAGAAAAGGAGGCCUGCAUCGACGUCCUAAAGAUCGUGAAGAGCCGCAUCAACUCCCAGCACGAGGACAUCUCGUCGCACCUGCUGCUCUCUAUCCUCAAGAUCGCGGAGGUGGAUGUGGUGUACCCCAGCCCGCCCAGCUCCGCUAUCGCCGCCCACAGACCCCACACCCCACUCUACAUCAUAAUACUUAUUUUUACACUGAUCUAUCAUUUCGAUACCUUUAUAUCUGUGGGCUCGCUCCUCGGAGAUUUGGUCAAUUUUUUGUCGAAUUUAAUCUAUAGAUGUAGCACUUUAGACGUUCCUUUCGCAGAUAAUAUAAGAUAUUUUGGAUCUAUUUUGAGAUGUUACGAAGAAUUUAUCGUAGUUGUAAAUCACGACGCACUCGCUUUAGAUACCGCACGAGACACCGGAGAUAUUACAUUAGACGUAAGAGACGUAGGUGUAAAUAUAUAUAAAGAAACGAAACAUAUCAUAAAUGCUGUGAGUAUUACAAUAUGUAAUUAUUUAAAUGGACUCGUUGCUAAUGCGAUACUUAAAUAUUUUUCUAGAGAUGUGUAUUACAAGAGUACUAUUGAUUCAGAGAAGCUUUUUCGUGAGUUACGUUUUGGAAAAAUCGCGUCCUCUUCUUAUGGGAUUGUAAAAUCCGUUAGCUUAGGACUAACUCUAGUAGUAGUAUGAAGACUGAGACGA
Molecule: messenger RNA, 3476 nt
Organism: Aricia agestis (brown argus)
Lineage: Eukaryota; Metazoa; Arthropoda; Insecta; Lepidoptera; Lycaenidae
Gene: Gfrl
Exons: 16
Coding region: 144-3464 (1106 amino acids)
Biological process (GO): nervous system development
Cellular component (GO): signaling receptor complex; external side of plasma membrane
Molecular function (GO): signaling receptor activity
Source: RefSeq, a predicted model, not a curated record